CCCACUUCAAAAGAGCUUCGGAGUUUCUGGAAAAUUAAACACUGCAAGCGAACAUCCACUACUGCUCUCCGAUCUCCGACCACCGUAUAAAUAACUUCACAGAACCCCUUUUAAGCUGCAAAUUCUUAGUAACCAUUAAUUACAAGUGGAAAAAAAAUGGUGGAAUUUUCCAUGGCUAAUGCAGAAGCAUUUAUAGAUGAAGUGGAUGAAGAACCAGGUGAAGAGAUUGAAUCAGCACCACCCCUCAAUGUUGGUGAAGAAAGGGAAAUUAACUCUAAUGGACUUAAGAAGAAGCUUCUUAAACUUGGUCAUGGUUGGGAAACCCCUGAAUUUGGUGAUGAAGUCACUGUUCACUAUGAUGGUAUCCUACUUGAUGGAACCAAAUCUGUUUCCAACAGAGACAAAGGUGAACCUGUUACAUUCAAGCUUGGCCAAGAGAAAGUUGCUGCUGGCUUAGAUUGCGGAAUUGUCACGAUGAGGAAAGGUGAAACAGCACUGUUCACUUUGCCUUCAGAAACUGGUUUUGGAUCGACAGACUCUGAUGAAGUUUCAUGGAACUCUGUCAUUCAGUAUGAGGUCGAACUCAUAUCAUGGAUCAGAGUGGUGGAUAUUUGCAAGGAUGGUGGCAUCAUCAAGAAAAUUAUGGAGAAGGGGGAGCUGAUAGGACCUCCUGGUGACUUGGAUGAAGUUCUAGUGAGGUACGAGGUGAGGCUGCUUGAUGGUGUCACUGUUGCAAAAACACCUGAACAUGGAGUGGAGUUUUAUGUCAAAGACGGCCUUUUUUGUCAAGCAUUACCGAAAGCGAUCAAAACAAUGAGAAAGGGAGAGAAAGUGAAUUUAAUUGUUCAGCCUCAGUAUGCCUCUGUUGACGGGGGUGUGGACUCUGAAAAUGGCGUCCCUUCAAUUCCUCCGAGUUCUAUUCUGAGUAUUGAUCUUGAACUGGUUUCUUUCAAGCCGGUAAUAAAUGUGACUGGUGAUUUGGGAGUUUUAAAGAAGAUUCUAAAAGAGGGAGAAGGAGCUCUUACUGCAAAUGAAGGUGCUUCUGUAACUAUUAGAUAUACAGCUACGCUUGAAGACGGCACUUUGUUUGAGAAAAGAGGCUUUGAUGGAGAGGACGCGUUGAAGUUUAUAACUGAUGAAGAACAAGUCAUUACCGGACUGGACCAAGCUGUUACUACAAUGAAGAAGGGUGAACGUGCAAUAGUGACAGUUAAACCUGACUAUGGGUUUGGAAGUACUGAAGUGAAGCGGGAUCUUGCUAUGGUUCCUCCUUGCUCAACCAUAAUUUUCGAAGUUGAGAUGUUAGAAUUUGCAAAGGAAAAAGAUACUCGGGAAAUGAAUAAACAUGAGAGAAUUGAAGUGGCCCAAAGGAAGAAAGAUGAAGGCAAUCUACUCUUCAAAGACGGAAAGUAUCAAAGAGCAAUGAAGAAAUAUGAGAAGGCUGUUGAUUAUAUUAAUGAAGAUGAACCCUUUGAAGAUGAUGAUCAAAGGAUAGUUAAAUCAUUUAGAGUGUCAUGCUGGUUGAACAGUGCUGCUUGUUGUCUCAAACGGAAUGAGUUCCAGGAAGCAAUCAAGCACUGUUCCAAGGUCUUAGAAGUUGAGUCCUGCAAUGUGAAAGCAUUAUAUAGGAGAGCACAAGCUUUUAUGGAAACAGCUGACUUGCACUUGGCGGAAUUGGAUAUCAAGAAGGCACUAGAAAUAGAUCCAGAAAACAGGGAGGUGAAACUGAUUCAGAAGACACUAAAAAAACUCCAAGCAGAGAGCAACAAAAGAGAUGCAAAGCUCUAUACAACAAUGUUUGCACGCUUGUCAAAUGAGAACUCUUCGGCAGCAAAGAGACUAAAAGUCGAAGAAACGGAUAGCAAGAAUGAAGAAAAUGUUGGUGAAAUCAACAUGCGUUGAUAAUUGAUUAGAAGUUGAAUCUAGCUGAAGAGUUGUACAUUUUCUAAGACCAACAGAAAACAUGUAUAGACAAGGUAAUAGAGAAAGGUCUUCAACUUUAUUUUAUUUUAAAUGUAAAAUUGACACUUUGCGGUUGUAUAUUUCAUUAAGAUGUUGCAAGUUAGAAGUUUAUUUUUUAGUUGUCCCUAUAGAGUUUGAAGUAUCCUCUGCA
Molecule: messenger RNA, 2113 nt
Organism: Lycium ferocissimum
Lineage: Eukaryota; Viridiplantae; Streptophyta; Magnoliopsida; Solanales; Solanaceae
Product: peptidyl-prolyl cis-trans isomerase FKBP62-like
Exons: 13
Coding region: 157-1902 (581 amino acids)
Molecular function (GO): protein binding; peptidyl-prolyl cis-trans isomerase activity
Source: RefSeq, a predicted model, not a curated record